Messenger RNA from Cydia strobilella, 808 nucleotides. RefSeq names its product DNA-binding protein HEXBP-like. NCBI's taxonomy places the organism in Eukaryota, Metazoa, Arthropoda, Insecta, Lepidoptera, Tortricidae. The transcript has 2 exons. Bases 16 to 489 code for a protein of 157 amino acids. The record is from RefSeq and is a predicted model, not a curated record. Gene Ontology annotation, molecular function: zinc ion binding; nucleic acid binding.
GAGAAGGACGCAGCGAUGGUAGAACGCCCGAGUGUGAGCGAGAAGGGCGAUGCGGGAGAGAGAGCCGAGACGGUACAUGCACUCACAUCGUGGCAGCCGCGUGGCGGUAAUGGCGCUAGCAAUGUAAUUUGUGCAGUGUGCGGAAGGUUAGGUCACCGUGACGUCCAAUGUCCUUACAAAGAUUUUCAGUGUAACAAAUGUGGUAACGUAGGUCACUUAAAACGCGUGUGUCCGGCAAGGAUGGCAGGUGGUAGUGGCAGCGGCGCCCGUGGCUCGGGCGGCGGCGCUCGUGGGGCGAGCGGUAGCAGCGGUGGCGGCGCUCGGCGCCGGGGCACCGGCGGCCGCAGGGGCGCGCGGCGCCCCAGUCGCGCCCUACACCAUGUCCUGGCAGAGGAUGGCGAGACUCAGUAUGAAGGAGAGGGUACGUCGGGGUCCGACGUCGAAGAAGACCUGUAUCAUCUCUGCCUAAACGAUUAUAAAUCGAUAUAAGGAGUUAUUUAGCGGAGGACUCGGGCGGUUUAGUGGUGGAAAAGCGACACUCCGAGUGCGUGAAGGGGCUACGCCGGUGUUCUGCCGUGCGCGGCCGCUGCCGUACGCGCUCCGCGAUCGCGUCGAGGCGGAGCUGGACGAGAUGCUGCGCUGCGGCGUCAUCGAGCCGGUCGACACGUCGGAGUGGGCCACGCCGCUGGUACCGGUACGUAAAGCUGAUGGGAGUUUGCGAAUCUGUGCAGAUUACAAAGUGACCUUGAACCCCGCCUUGCUGAUUGAUAGGUAUCCGCUUCCUAAGAUAGAUGACCUUUUAGUAAGA